This is a messenger RNA of Neurospora crassa OR74A, 650 nucleotides long. RefSeq lists its product as hypothetical. Bases 191 to 421 code for a protein of 76 amino acids. The transcript has 3 exons. The record is from RefSeq and is a predicted model, not a curated record. Lineage: Eukaryota; Fungi; Ascomycota; Sordariomycetes; Sordariales; Sordariaceae.
CGUCCUACGCUUCUUUUUAAAUUGUUUUUAUCAUUACAUCAAGUGCCCAUUCAUGACCAGCAAGCUUCCUUGACACACCACACGUCUUCAGCCUUGCCUCUGCGAUCGCCGGGUCUCUGGCCGAUGGUCAACAACAUCGAUGCUGCUUCCUCACAUGGCCUAGGCAAGCAAGCUUCUCCAGAAGCGCUGGAUGGCACCCCGGGACCCGGCAGGCGGGGUUUGGUUACUCAAGCGGGAGAGACGCAAGGUUGAGACUGGGCUGAGUCCCCAAGGAAGCUCUGGUGUUAUUGUGUACUCUGCCAUUGACUGCUUCACUGGUAUAGCGAGAGCAUUCCCGUGUAUCUCACAUCAGGACGGCUUAUACAUCCUGCUUACUCUGAAUAUCUCCUUGCAGGCGUCUAGUAUAGACCAUACGUUAUAACUACUCAUACAUUGAUACAGCCCAGGGCGACCACAGCUGGCGCCUCGGACUUUCCUAGGCACGACCUGAUCGAUGCCGUCUCGUUGCAGAUACUGCAAAAAGGAAGCCAGUAUUACAAGACCAUUAUUCCGAUGCAUCAGUUGUGAUAGAAGUUAUCAUUCCGCAUGCCAUAUUCCACACCCCACCCGGUCAACUGACUGGACAUGUCAUCGCUGUGUAGUGGAUAGCC